UAUAAAAAUGCCUAGAUGUUACUGGGAGCUGAUGAAUACUGGUCACAACCAUGAUGAGACCAUCAGAGCUGAGAGAUGCUUGUGCUUUGUUUUUUUAAUUUUUGCAAAGAAACACAAUGAUCUUUGAAAAAAAAUAAUCGCUAAAAUGGACGAGGAUAUUGCUAUCAUUGGAAUCGGAUGCAACUUCCCAGGAGGUGAGGGUGUUGAUAGUUUCUGGAAAGUUCUUGUAGAGGGAAGGAACUGUGUGGAACAGAUUCCAGAUGAAAGAUUUGACACAUCAGAGUGGUUUCAUCCUGAUGAGAGCAAACCAGGAAAAACACAGACGACCAAAGCUGCUCUCAUUGAAGGGUUCAAUGAGUUUGAUCACAAGUUCUUUGGCAUCAGCGAGGCUGAAGCUGAUUACAUGGACCCUCAGCAGAAACUGUUGCUGCAGUGUGCAUACCGAGCUCUAGAGGAUGCAGGGAUACCCUUGGAAAAAGUGAGCGGGACCAGAACAGGUGUUUACAUAGGUCUUAUGAACAGGGACUAUGAGACAAUUUUGAACAACUGUCCCAGCACAAUAACCCACUAUAAUGGCACCGGAACAGCUAUGAGUGUAGCUGCCAACAGAAUUUCCUUUGUCUUCAACCUGACUGGACCUUCAUUUGCCAUUGACAGUGCAUGCUCUUCAUCCCUUGUCGCCCUUCAUUCUGCAUGUCAGGCCAUCAGACAAGGGGACUGUGAAAUGGCUCUGUGUGGAGGGGUCAGCUGCAUCCUUGAACCUCGAGUCUUUGUGGCCCUCAGCAAGGCAAAGAUGAUCUCACCUGAGGGCACAAGCAAGCCAUUCUGUCAUACAGCAGAUGGCUAUGGUAGAGGGGAGGGAUGUGGUAUAGUCCUCCUGAAGCCUUUGAAAAAGGCUCUUGAGGACUUUGAUCAUAUUUGGGGAAUUGUGAACAAGACUGCAGUAAACCAAGAUGGCCACACUGUCACACCGAUCACCAAACCCUCCAUGACCCAGCAGGAGGCUCUACUGCGCAUGAUCUAUUCCUCUGAGCAUUAUCUAGCAAAUGUCCAGUACGUAGAAGCUCAUGGGACUGGAACACCAGCAGGAGAUCCGGUUGAAGCAGGAAGUAUCUCAAAAAUCAUUGCCAAAGCAAGACCUUCAAGCUCAGGGCCUCUGUUAAUUGGCUCUGUUAAGAGUAACAUCGGACAUACAGAAUCUGCAGCAGGGGUGGCAGGACUCAUAAAGAUUCUGUUAAUGAUGAAACAUGAAACUAUUGGCCCCUCUGUGUUCUACUCAGCAGAAAAUUCAAGCAUAGAUGCUAAAUCUCUCAAUCUUAAAAUCCCCACCAGAGCUGAAAAAUGGCUUUACUCUGGAUCCAGGAUAAGGAUGGCUGGAUUAAACAGCUUUGGGUUUGGUGGCACCAAUGCCCAUGCCAUCAUCAGUGAGUAUGUUCAAGCAACAGUCUCUGACAGCCACACUCUUGAACCUCUAAAACUGCUUCCACUGUCUGCAGCCACGGAUCAAUCUCUUCAGUCGUGCAUAGCUGACACAUAUCAGAGGAUUUCAGCAGAUGAGACAGUUGAUCUACAAGCUCUUGCUUAUACAGCCGCCUGCAGAAGAAGCCACAUAACACACAAAUUUCGGAAAGUCUUCGCUGCAUCAUCUGUGUCAGAAUUAAAAUCACUACUCAAAGCUAGCAUGAACAAGAAAUUAGAUCCAACAAAGCAGGACCUAAAGUUAGUUUUUGUAUUUUGUGGGAAUGGCGUUACUUACAGGGGAAUGUGUAAGCAGCUACUGAGAGAAGAACCUGCAUUUAGGGACAAGGUCAAAGAGGUUGAAAACUACUUCCAGAAGUUUAGAUGCACCAGUAUUUUGCAAAAAAUCGCAAAUUGCUAUGACAAUGAAGAUAUCACUAAACCAAAUGUUGUCCAGCCACUUCUCUUUGCAAUCCAGGUCGCAAUUGUUCACCUUUUUAAGAACUGGGGCAUAAGACCGGAUAUUGUUCUUGGACACUCUGUGGGAGAGGUUGCAGCAGCUCAUUGCUCUGGCCUGCUGUCUCUUGAGGAUGCAGUAAAGGUUGUCUACCAUCGCAGUGUGCUGCAGACCAAAGUGAUGGGUGGGAGGAUGCUGGUUGUUGGUAAUGUUCCUAUUCCAGAUGUUCUGGAAAUUCUCCCUACAUACACAGGAAAGAUUUGCCUAGCUGCUGUCAACAGUCCUAUGUCAUGUGUGCUGUCAGGUGAUAAAGAAGCAGUUGAUAAUGUGCACCAGAAGCUUCAGUCUAUGUUCAAGGGUAAAAACCUGUUCCUUCAUGUCUUGGAUGUUCCAGCUGCCUACCAUAGUCAUAUGAUGGAUCCUAUACUGGGCCAAAUCAAAGACAGCAUUGGACAUUUAACUCUGAAUGAAAAGGAGUGUGAACUUUUUUCUACAGUAACAGGAGAGAUAUGUCGUCAAGGGGACUUUGUCACAGGUGAAUACUGGGCAAGAAACAUUCGAAAGCCUGUUGCAUUUGAACAAGCAAUUAAAUCAGUUUCCAACCACACAAGGAACACAGUCUUUGUGGAAAUUGGUCCAAGACGGGCUCUGCAGAGGAACAUCAUGGAGAUCCUGGGAAAUGACACCACAGUGCUUCCUUCAGUACAUCCAGAUAAAGACCACGAGACAAUGUUCACAGCUGUAUCAAAACUGUUUAAACUGGGGGUCAAUGUGAAGUGGGACGAGUUCUACAAAGGGUUUGAAAUGGAGCUUGUUGCUUUCCCAAGGUAUCAGUUUGAAUGUCAAAAGAAUGAGGUAUACUUUGAGGACUUAAGACGGGGAAAUGACACAGUCUCUCGCAGUCCACAUCCACUGAUAAGUCCAAGUAAACGUGAUGGCAAAGUAAUCAAGUGCAACCUGUCAGCAGCUACAACCUCCUACCUUUGGGAACACAAGAACAAUGGCAUCUCCAUUGCCCCAGGGGCAUUGUAUGUUGAGUUGGCUAUUGCAUCCAUAAUGGAAACUGCUAUUCCAAAAAGACCUCUGAACUCAUUUCAGCUCACAAUCAACUUUCAGAGUUUGCUUGUUCUAACUAAGAACUGCCCUCCUCUCAAAAUCACAAUCGAGACAUCCAAGGAUGCAACCACAUUUCAGGUUCAGUCCUCUAUUACUGUGCAUGCAUCAGGCACCAUCAGCCAUGAAGGCGGUCCAGCUAUGAUCGAACAGCAAACCAUUCACCUCAACACUGUUUUAAAGAGAUGUCCAUCAGUCAUUGAAACAAAGGAUGUGUACACCACUCUUAAAGACAUAGGAUUUGAGUAUGGGCCCAACUUCAAACAACUUGGUGACAUUCAUUACGGACAAGAAUUCAAGGAAGCAGUGACCAGUCUCAGGAUUCCAGAGGAAGUACUCAACCAUCUGUAUGAGUAUUGCUUGCAUCCUGUGGUCCUAGAUUACUUCUUGCAAAUGUCCUCAGUUUUAGCAUUAGUCUCUAGCACCGUCAGGCCUGGAUUUCCCUCUGCCAUUGGGAGUAUGGUUAUAGCUGCACCUCCCUGUAAAGAGAUGUUCAUGUAUAUGAGAUUGACCAAAGAAAUGCCUGACUACUUUGAGGUUUGUGGUUGUUUCACUGACAAAGAUGGUCAUGUGUUGAUUGAGCUGAGGGAUGUCAGAAUUAAUUUUCUGGGAAGACAUGCACAGAUCAGGGAAUCGUGUUUCUUUCAUAACCAGAAGGUUGGCAUUCUUGCUGACAGCAAUUUCCCCAGUAGAAUCAAGGCUUUGGUCUUUGAAGACACCUUGGGUAUCGCAAAAGGUUUACAGCCAUAUUUGCAUCCAAAAUCUGUACUUGUUCCUCCACCCGAUUUAACAAAAGGCUUAGCCUUGCAAGUCCCAGAAUUACUGUUGAAGUCUCCUUGCAGUGAAGCAGGCAUGGAACUGGAUACGAUCCUGUUUAUCUGGAGCAUUCAGAAUAUUAGUCACCUCCAGUCUGAACUCAUUCUAGAGUCCUUGGUAGACAGCUGUGAUCUUUACCGUCAGGUUGUUUUGUCUUUAAAAAACCGCAGUCAUGCAUGUUCCAUCCGUGUCAUUACAUACAGGUCAGCGGAAGGGACAGUUGAAAGUAUAAGCCCUGGAUUUGUGUUAUCUGGCAUGACAAGGGCAUGUGCUACUGAGUUGUCAGGCAUCACUUUCCAGCUCAUUGACCUUUCCACAGUGUCAAGAGAGGAUAUAGAAGCACUGGCCCAUGUGCUUAACUCACAUAAGACUCAAGAGUGCCCAGAAGUCUUCAUCAGCAAGGGGAAGGUUUACUCUGCUGUGAUAACUCAUACUCCUGUCACCACAAUUAGGGAAGUGAAGGCUAAAUCAAAAGCCCUACAGCCCCGGGACUUCACUUUGCAGACAACCAAUCCCUACAGGAUGACCAGCUUAUCAGCUAUGCCUUCAGCAAGUUCAGUCCACACUAUUGAGGGGAAAAGCAUUGAGGUUCAGCUGAGUAAGGUAUGUGUGCACUCAUCAGAUUAUUUUCCAGUUAGUACUUCAGAAAUAAAGUUUGGUCAGACGAUGUACUGGAACAAGCACACAACCCAGAACCACAGUCUCAUGGCACUUGACUUCAGUGGGACAAUUACAGCUGUGGGAAAGGAUGUCAACAAACUUAAAGUGGGUGACCAUGUUAUCUGUUGUUACCCUGUUAAAGCAACUUCCAAAGUUGUCCUCCCAGAAGAUGUGUGCUUCAAAAUAAAAAGGCUUCCAUUCUUAAAGAACGCUCCCUGUGUUUCAUACAUUUUCCUGAUCUGGAAGAUACUGCAGCGUGCAUUACCCAAGACCACACAACAGCAAAGUUUAGGCAUCUUCUCUACUGUUCAUGAUUCAGCUUUGGUCAACUUAUUGACACUCAUAGCAAGCAAAUCAGGCUGGAGUGUUUUUACAGAGAGUGAGAUAAGUGGAUUAGUCCAAAAUACAAAGCAGUGUCUUCUUUUUGUGAUUCUUCCACCAUACGAUUGCUCGAUUUUGACAGAGAUUGUCAGUGUUGUCAAUGCAAAUCACAUCAUUGCAGUACGUGGCAUCCGUGAGCCAUGGUACUCAACAAUAGAUGUAAUGCAGAGGGACAGUGAGAGAACCUACUUCCAGACUCUUGAGAUGUCCAAAAUCCUCCAGAAAUCGUGCCUUAAAGCACAUGGAGCUCGGCUACAGAAGUGGCUGAAGGGAAUGCACUUGCACAAAGCAUGCCCAUCAAUACAGAGCAGUACUUUUCAGAUGGUGCUCCCUGAAGGAAUGCAUUCUCAGUCUGCAGAGCAUUCUGAAUCUUAUUUUAGUGCAAGAACUCUAGACUUGAUAGCUCUGGCUGGUGACGAUUCAACGAGCAAGGUGUCUGCUAUCCCUUUGCUUCCAAGAACAAAGCAGCUGUUCUCAAAUAGAGGCGUGUACAUAGUUACAGGUGGGCUUUCCGGUUUGGGAUUUGAAACCGUUACGUUUAUUGCUCACAGGGGUGGAGGAUGCAUUGCCACUCUCUCAAGGAGUGCACCAUCUGAAAAGUUACAAGAGGACAUAAGCAGUCUCCAGAGGAGAUACGGGAUAAGAAUUCUCACACUUCAGUGUGAUGUCUCAGUGUCAGAGCAGGUGAUGGAAGCCAUAACUGUGAUUGGAAAACAUUUUUCCUGUUAUCCAGUCAGAGGGGUGUUCCACAGUGCUGCUGUUCUACAUGAUGGAUUACUGGAAACUCUCGAUAGAUCUCUUUUCCAAAAAGUCCUACAACCUAAAGUCUGUGGUGCUCUUAAUCUUCACUUUGCCACUCUGCACUGCCAAACACUCGAUUACUUUGUAUGCUAUUCCUCAAUCUCCUCUUUCAUUGGAAAUGCAGCACAAGCCAACUAUGCAGCAGCUAAUUCCUUUCUGGAUGCUUUUUGUCACUUCCGACGCAAUAUUGGACUUGCAGGACAGUCAAUCAAUUGGGGACCCCUUAAACUAGGCCUACUAAUGGACAAAGACCAUUUCCAAAAGUUUUUGGAAACAAAAGGGUUAAUGAUCAUGGAUGUGUCAGAGAUUCACGAAGCACUGGAGAACUGCCUGUUAGACAACUAUCCCCAGCAGGUGGUCUGCAAAUUCAGUUUCAGGAACCUAAAGAACCAUGUCCUCUCUCAAAAUGUGUCUCUCAAGUUUCGCCUGUCUGCUUUAGUGGAGGAGGAACUAAAAAACAAGGUUGUUGAGGACUCCAGGAUAAAUAUUCAGUCAUCGGUAGAUGACUGUGUUAGACAGAUCCUGAAUGAAAUUUGUUGUGUGGAUACUGAUGAUCUUAGUGAUGAAACUGCCCUCACUGCACUAGGAAUUGACUCGAUGUUGGCCAUGACAUUGCAAAAUCGCUUGUUUCAAGAGAUAGGUGUGAAUAUUCCUCUUGUUGCUUUGCUUGAUCCAAACAGUACACUGUCCUCAUUGACUGAAUUUGUAAAACAGAGCACUGAUGAGGACUCUGAGAUUUCUGUGAACCUGUAAUGUUUACAGUUGUUUUCCUUUUCUGCCACCUUGUGUAUUGUACAUAGUGAAGAGGACGGCUAGUCAAAAUGUCCUAAUAAUGCUUAUAAAUUAAAUGUGACUGAUUUUUUUGAGAAUGCUUAUUUUGUGUUCUAAACCUCCUAUGAAAAAUGCUAUAUUGCUUAAUUGUAGAAAACCACAAUAUUGCAUAAUGUGUGACAAAUUGAAUUGCAAAUUGCAUGUCAAACAAUAAACAUCCAUUCUGAAUAUAUUUGAUUGAACCUAUACUUUUCCAGCCCUAAUACCAAGGAGUCAGAGAUCAAAGGUCAGGUAUGUCCCAUCUUUUUUCUGCCAAAUGUGUAAAUCCACCGAGGCUUUUAAGCAAACAUGUGCAGCAACAGACUCAUGAAACAUGGUAAACUGUGUAA
Sinocyclocheilus anshuiensis is the source of this 6846-nucleotide messenger RNA. It is a transcript of the gene pks1, whose product is annotated as polyketide synthase 1. The coding region runs from base 146 to 6439 and encodes 2097 amino acids. Gene Ontology annotation, biological process: fatty acid biosynthetic process. Gene Ontology annotation, molecular function: 3-oxoacyl-[acyl-carrier-protein] synthase activity. The transcript is spliced from 6 exons. NCBI's taxonomy places the organism in Eukaryota, Metazoa, Chordata, Actinopteri, Cypriniformes, Cyprinidae. The record is from RefSeq and is a predicted model, not a curated record.